Molecule: messenger RNA, 3977 nt
Organism: Clupea harengus (Atlantic herring)
Lineage: Eukaryota; Metazoa; Chordata; Actinopteri; Clupeiformes; Clupeidae
Gene: capn5a
Product: calpain 5a
Biological process (GO): proteolysis
Cellular component (GO): cytoplasm
Molecular function (GO): calcium-dependent cysteine-type endopeptidase activity
Source: RefSeq, a predicted model, not a curated record
CAGUGCCAGUCGUUACUCGUCCGUUCGAAACGUGUACAUUUUGCUGGGAGGCUGUAACAUUUGUUUUCAAUUAGCCCACCCUAGUCACCCUAAUGGUCAACUGAUUGGUAUGGUUUUGCCGCUGAUGAAAUAAGAUUUGUAUAGUUCUACUGGCUCUCAUGUGGAUCUUAUUUGUAAUUGAGUUCGCGAAAUGAAGGCUUCUGCAAGGUGCAUUUAAAGCGUGAGUAAACAAAUCUGAGCGUAACAUGUCCAGCAAAUAUGGCCAAUUACGCCCCGUCCUCGAUUUUAUCUUAAAGUGUAAAGACAGCGUAAUUCCGAGGAAAUAGCACAUGCUCAGUUGUGGAAGACUCUGCAAGCGGGCUCCUCCCUUGUGGGUAAAAAAAAGCAAAAACAAAUUGAACAGAAGGGAAGACGGCUCGCACUGCAGAACAGGCAGCAGCUUUGGGACCACGCAAAGGCCGUUGUCGGAUUUCCCCGAGGGACGAGGAAACAUAGGCUAAAAGUGGAAUAAGGAACGGGGUGGCAGUAUGUUUUCCUCGAUCAAGGGCUUUGAGGGCCAGCAGUACUCGGCCUUGAAAAGCCAGUGCCAACAGAACGGGAGUCUGUUUGAGGACCCCCUCUUCGCUCCGACAGACGAGUCCCUGUUCUACCAGGGGAACCGCAUCGGCAGAGUCCACUGGAAGAGGCCAAAGGAGCUGUGUGAUGACCCGCACCUGUUUGUGGAUGGGAUCAGCGCUCACGACCUGCACCAGGGCCAGCUGGGUAACUGCUGGUUUGUGGCAGCGUGCUCGAGCUUGGCUUCCAGAGAGUCGCUGUGGCAGAAAGUAAUUCCUGACUGGAAGGAACAGGAGUGGGAUACGGAAAAGCCGCAAUCCUAUGCCGGAAUUUUCCACUUCCGGUUCUGGCGCUUUGGCGAGUGGGUGGACGUGGUUAUUGAUGACCGGCUGCCGACCGUUGACGGAAACCUGGUCUACUGCCACUCCAAUGACAGCAAUGAGUUUUGGAGUGCCCUGGUGGAGAAGGCCUAUGCCAAGUUGUACGGCUGCUAUGAAGCGCUGGAUGGAGGAAACACGGCCGAUGCACUGGUGGACUUUACGGGGGGUGUCUCUGAGCCCAUGGACCUGGAUGAGGGGCAGUUUUCCACCGACGAGGCCGCCUGUAACGAGCUGUUUGAGCGUGUGCUGAAGGUCCACAACCGUGGCGGACUCAUCAGCUGCUCCAUACGGGCAACCACUUCUGCCGACAUGGAGGCGCGUCUGUCCUGCGGCCUGGUGAAAGGUCACGCCUACGGUGUGACAGACGUGCGCAAGGUGAGGCUGGGCCAUGGUCUGCUGGCUUACUUCAAGUCUGAGAAGCUCUCCAUGAUCCGCAUGAGGAACCCUUGGGGAGAGAGGGAGUGGAACGGGCCCUGGAGUGACAGUUCUGAAGAGUGGCAGAAAGUGAGCAAGAGUGAGCGAGAGAAGCUGGGAGUGACCGUAGAGGACGACGGGGAAUUCUGGAUGAACUUUGAGGACUUCUGUAAGUACUUCACCGAUCUGAUCCUGUGUCGGCUCAUCAACACCUCCUACCUGAGCAUCCACAAGACCUGGGAGGAGGCGGUGGUGCACGGCUCCUGGAGUCCCCAUGCCGACCUGCGGCGGAGCCGCUCAGGGGGCUGCAUCAACCACAAAGCUACCUACCUACAGAACCCACAGUAUGUGUUUGACGUGACGAAGAUUGAGGAUGAGGUGUUGAUAUGCCUCCAGCAGAGAGACCGUAGAGCCCGGCCCAGCGAGGGCAAAGGGGAGAACCUGGCCAUCGGUUUCGACAUCCACAGGGUGGAGCUAAACAGGAAGUAUCGCAUGCACAUCACCCAGCAGAAGGUGGGCAGCUCCGUCUACAUCAACUCCCGCUGCGUGUUCCUUCGGCAAGACCUGAAGGAAGGUCGUUACGUCAUCAUCCCCACGACCUUUGACCCCGGCAUGCAGGGGAAUUUCCUGCUGCGUCUCUUCACCGACGUGCCGGCAGACUGCAGAGAGCUGACGCUAGAUGAGCCUCCCCAGACAUGCUGGUCAGGCUUGUGUGGUUACCCUCAGCUGGUCACUCAGGUCCAUGUGAUUGCUGCUGAUGGACUCCGGGCCCAGGACUCAGAUGGAGCCUCAGACCCGUACGUGAUCAUCCGCUGUGAGGGAGAGAAGGUGCGCUCACCAGUGUUCAAGGACACGUGCAGCCCCCAGUUUGAUGUCAAGGGACUUUUCUACAGGAAGAAGGCCAAAGAGGAAGUUCUCGUAGAGAUUUGGAACCACAAUAUCAUCAAAGAUUCCUUCCUGGGUCAGGUGGCUCUUAAGGCCGACCCCAAUGACCAACAGCUGCAACACACUGUUCAUCUGCGCGACCGUGGCAACCAGCAGAGUAGCGACCUCCCUGGCACUCUCACUGUUCGUCUUCUGACCAGCGACGUCCUUACCAACAUCUGAGUCCUGUGGCACACAUUUACACACACACACACACAUACAUACACACACAUACAUAUCAUCGUCUUCAUCAUCAUUAUCUACAUCCAUUUCCUUUCUACGCUACUCUCUUUUAGAAAUGGUGGCAGCACAUGGACUUAAUCACAAUGCCUUCCCAACAAGGUCUCUUUCCAUUGAAAACGAAUGAGCUGUUGUUCCUGCUGCGCCACCAACUUUUACAUUCAAAGACAAUUUCGUCAGUGUUGUCCUCAUGGGCACAGGAAGCAUGCCAAAAUAGAGUGUCAUUGCCAACAAGGAAGACUGGACGUUUGAGUGUCCGUUUGAGAAGAACGACUUUUACAAUGUCAUGUUUGCCAAACAUUUCCUUAUACCGAGGCUAUGUUUUCAUUUGUUUACGUAUCCGAGUUGUGUAGCUACUUGUCGAAGCGAUGUACGGGACCAAAGAGUGUCGCGCAGGGUUAAAAAAAAAAAAAAAACGUCUCCCUGCUACAACUGCCUCAGUUGUUUGCCAAGUGCUUACCACAGCUUAUCUUUGUACCUUACCACAGAAGUACCUGAUCCCCUCCGGCAUGCAGGCCUGCGCUGGAUUAAUGUGCAGUUCAGUUCUCAGGGCCUCUUUUCUGGGGCCAGUGGCUCGAGGUUCCCCUGACCAAUGGACACAAUGUGAGGCCGUGCAGAUUUACCGAGGGGGCUUUUUUUUGGGGGGGGGGUGGGAGGGUUUGCGUACAGUCCGGAUGUUAUGUUUGCAACCUUGGUGAAUGAAUGUUCAAGAAGUCUUUUCUGUCCGAGUCUUGCUCCUCUCCCUCAGUUGUUUCCUCUCAUUCGGAGGCUGAAGAAGGAAGCGUGUGCCAUAGCAGAAGGCGCUCACCGAGAGCAGUUAGAGUUAGUAUGUUGGUGUCAUGUGAUGAGUAGGUUGUAAUAUUUCAGUACAGCUAGAUAAAUUGACUAUGAAAUUGGCAUAUUUGCAGUUUUUAUUGUCGUGGUUUUAUCAUGGUUUUUCCAACCAUGUGUCGAAUGAAGAAAUGCAUGCAAGAUGACUACUUAUAUGAAAUGGCUUACAGGCUUGGCCUAAGCAUAUGUGGAAAAGCCUGUUUACACAUAUAAACAACUGCUUUUGUUUACAAAGGAGUGAGUUAUUGUUAACUUUCAGCGGAAACUCCUGUACUGCAUAUAUAGUUUGUAGUUUACAUUAUGGGCAAAGAUAAAUGUGUAUAUCUGUUAAUGAUUAUGAUUAUGAUUUCACUCAUAGUGACUGGGGCUGGACAUCAUUUCUUUGCCAUUUGUGAUUUAUAUGUUUAAAUUAAAAAAAAUGUAUUUCUUCUUUUAUGGGGAUUUUAUAAUUUUUUUAGCUUGUUUUACUUUAUAUUGUGUUUUGUAUGUCACAAUUGUGUACAUUAUAAUCUCAGUAUUUAUUUUUUACUCUUAUAUGUGCAUCAGUAUCAAUCAAGUCCAGCGAGCUGGUUAGUCCUAAUAAACAAAAAUACAAACAUGGGAUGCUAAUUUCUGUGCCCUGUUUUCACAAAA